Molecule: messenger RNA, 3685 nt
Organism: Alligator sinensis (Chinese alligator)
Lineage: Eukaryota; Metazoa; Chordata; Crocodylia; Alligatoridae
Gene: SH3RF3
Product: SH3 domain containing ring finger 3
Exons: 10
Coding region: 1-2199 (732 amino acids)
Biological process (GO): positive regulation of proteasomal ubiquitin-dependent protein catabolic process; positive regulation of JNK cascade; protein ubiquitination
Molecular function (GO): ubiquitin protein ligase activity; protein binding
Source: RefSeq, a predicted model, not a curated record
AUGUUUCCAUUACAGAUAUACUGCUGUCCUAGAAAGGAUUUUAAAGACUUGGCAGAUGGUAUACCUGGCACAAUUGAACGUGUGCCUGCAGGAACAAACUUGGAUGAAGUGAGUGCUUCUCAACUUCCUUAUGGUAAAGCCCUCUACACCUAUGAGGGGAAAGAAGCCGGUGACCUCAAGUUUAACAAAGGGGACAUCAUCAUUCUGCGACGAAAGGUGGAUGAAAAUUGGUAUCAUGGGGAGCUCAAUGGAAACCAUGGCUUCUUUCCAGCCAGCUACAUUCAGUGUAUCAAGCCCCUUCCACAAGCUCCACCUCAGGGCAAAGCACUUUAUGAUUUUGAAAUAAAGGAUAAAGAUCAAGACAAAGACUGUUUGACCUUUACCAAGGAUGAAAUUUUGACUGUCAUCAGGAGAGUAGAUGAUAACUGGGCGGAAGGAAUGCUAGGAGACAAAAUUGGCAUUUUCCCCAUCCUCUAUGUUGAGCUCAAUGAAUCGGCUAAGCAGCUUAUUGAGAUGGACAAGACGUGCUUAGCUGCAGCAUCUGGCUGUGAUGUCCCCUUGCCAUCUGACACCAGCACAGCUGUAAAUUUGACCCAGUGCUCUACUUUAAACAAUACCGGAGCAGUCAGUGCCAUCCAGCGGCAUAUUGACGGCAAGAAGAAUGCCAAGAAGCGCCACUCUUUCACAGCUCUCAGCAUGACACACAAGUCCUCCCAGGCCCUGAAUAACAGGCACUCCAUGGAAAUCAGCGCUCCUGUCUUGAUCAGCUCUAGUGAUCCUCGCGCUGCUGCCAGAAUCGGAGACUUGACUCAUCUUUCAUCCAGUGCUCCAGCCCAGGAUUCCUCUUCAAUUGGAACAGCUACAAUGGCUGGACCCAGAACAAGUGCAAUAAUUGGAGAUCAGGGAACACCGCCAAAGGUCCAGCUCCCCCUCAAUAUCUACUUAGCUCUGUAUGCAUACAAGCCUCAGAAGAAUGACGAGCUGGAGCUCCGUAAAGGCGAAAUGUAUCGGGUCAUAGAGAAGUGUCAGGAUGGCUGGUUCAAGGGGACAUCUCUGAGAACUGGGAUGUCUGGAGUCUUUCCAGGCAACUAUGUGACUCCAGUUUCCAGAGUACCUGUAGGAGCUAGCCAACCCAGGAACAGUAUAGCAGGAGGGUCUCAGGCAACAAAAGGAAGCCCAGGAGCUGUUCAUCCAGGAGGUGCAAGUCUUACAAACCCAGCCACUGCUGUCAGACCAGUUGUUCCAAUCACUGCACCUCAGACUCAUCCUCAGCUACAGACAGCCUCUCCUCAGACGAAUAACUGUUUGAGGUAUUCAGCUCAGCCAACGGCCGGCCAGCCUCGCAGUGCCAUGCAGAUGGCACAUCCGUCUGUUCAGGCUCAGGAGAGGCCCACAGCAACAGUUUCACCACUGAGAACGCAGAGCUCUCCAUCCCGUCUCCCGGGCACUGUGGUUCGGCCACACUCCAUGGUUUCUCCACAGCACAUCCACCAGUCCCCUGUCCAAGUCAUUCCUGGAGCACAGUGUGCCCGGCCCAUCAUUCCCCUCACUUCGGCAGCAGCUGCCAUUACUCCUCCAAACGUGAGUGCAGCCAACCUGAAUGGGGAGGCAGGAACCGGGCCGAUCAGCAGCCUGGUAACUUCUAGCCCAACCAACAGUUCCUGUAAAGCCGAAGAUAGGAAAAAUGAAAAGAAAGAGAAGAAGAGCGGAUUGUUGAAGCUUCUAGCAGGAGCAUCGACAAAAAAGAAAUCACGUUCCCCACCUUCGGUGUCUCCAACACAUGACCCGCAGGGAGUGGUCGAGGGGGCUCUGCAAGGGGCAGUGGGGCCUGAACUCUCCUCCCUCUCCAGCCAUGGCCGGGCAGGGUCAUGCCCAAUAGAAAGUGAAAUGCAAGGAGCCAUGGGGUUGGAGCCCCUGCACAGGAAAACAGGCUCUUUGGAUUUGAAUUUUUCUAUCCCUUCUCCUGCUAGACAGCCGCCAUCUUCCAUGGCAGCCAUCCGUCCAGAGCCCAAGCCAUUGCCCCGGGAAAGAUAUCGUGUUGUGGUACCUUACCCACCUCAAAGCGAAGCAGAAAUUGAACUGAAAGAAGGUGACAUUGUGUUUGUGCACAAGAAAAGAGAGGACGGCUGGUAUAAAGGGACAUUACAGCGAAAUGGCAGGACAGGCCUCUUCCCCGGAAGCUUUGUAGAGAGCUUCUGAGGACACGUUUUACUCAUUGCCACUCUCUGAACUGAAGACUUUUUCAGGGGAAAUUCCAUAGCACAAAAAGAGACAGCCAAGGGAGACCUGACUGAUAUCCACUGCCAUUUCUAUUUCCAAAGACUCCCCAGCCGUCCUGUCUACAGCUCUGGAGGCACAGUACUUUGCUGUGUUUUCAAAACCAUAUCUGGUGCAUACAGUGGUAUGUUGAAGUAGUGCCUUCCACCUGGAAUUACAGACUGAGAGGAUGCACAUUUGGACUGUAUCUAACCUGAACUCCACCUGUUCCCCUUUGUGUAAAUUAUAGAGAAAAUAUCUUUAAAAAAAGAGAAAAAAAUGAAAGUUGUUUUAUUGCUGUAACUUAUUUGUCAGAGCUGCAGUGUUCUUAUUACUGGCCUAUGCAAGAUGGAUUUGAAAGUUUAAAGAGGGGUGGUAGGAAGCUCAUGGAACUGGGAUUUUGUUUUUCCAGGAGAGAUAAGGGAAAGUACGGGAAACCCAGCUAAAGAAUUGGGCAGUAUCCUGCAAGGAAGAAUGAGGAGUCCAAAACAUUAGUGUCAUGCUGUUGAUAUACCUCAAAAAUGUGUUGCAUAAAAGCGUCAGUCAGGAAGUGUGUUAGUGACUAGUUUCAUAGUAUCUGAAGCACCAGUGACAUGUACUGGGAACACCCUUGAGGAAGUAUGGCUCCACCAUUCAAUUGUGGUUAUCUGAGCAGAAUCCCUUUUACCUAUCUUCUGCCUUUAUUAUAUGCAGCAUGGUUAUUUGUCCUUCAGUAUCACUUCCAAUUGCUUUUUUUUGUACGACAUACUUUUUACUGUAAGGAUUGUUAUCCUUUAUAUCUGUGUAUAUUCCUAAUAGAGCAGACAUUUUCUCUUUUUCAUAACAUCUGGUGCUACUUUUUUUAUUAGGAAAACUUUGGUUUGGCUCAACGGCGAGGCUGCAGCAGGUUUCACAUUUGACAUAGGAAUCUGAAAUGCAUCUAAAGCACGUUUCAGCAAGUUCAAAGUGUUUGCUAGCAUUACGUAAAGCAAGAGAGAAAAUCAGGUUCGGCAGCGAUGGGCAUAUACUUGACUGUGUGUAACAAGCUUCCUCUCACAGAUGUAGUUUCUAAAGCACAAUACUCUGUCUAGACAGUGAUAAGUAUUCAAGAAUUGGGAGCAUUUCCAGGAGGAGUAAUUUUAAUUGACUUUUAAGGCAAUAAAAAGAACACUGCAGAUUCCAGCAAGCACAAGAAUAGUGGAAUUUUCCUCUGUCGUUGCAUCACAGAGAUGAGAGCUGAGCUGAAAAGGCUGUAAUGAUCAUGAUCAAAGUGUGAUUUCUUACUGUAGAAAUAUACAGUUCUUGAUGCUGUUCAUUUUCUAAACCUGGUCAAGCUACAAUACAAAAUGAAUCGGGCAAUGUAAGCUUCCAUCCUACCAGGGACUUCAAAGUGCAAUAAGUAUAAAGCAAGUUUAUCCAGUUAUUCAUAUUAAUCAAAAAGAGAAAAAAA